GUCAAAGUCACGAGAACAAGUCAAAGUCAAACGUUCAAUUACAACCCAUAACCUUCGACGGUAACCUCACCGGCUUACUCGACGUCGCCGGGAAUAAUCACCGGUCUCGGCCUCCACGAAGAUUCUGCGACGUUCUGUGAGAGGCGAGGGUAAAAACCUUCUCGCUUCACAUUCCUACUCGAAGCCUAAUCGUGUUCCUUCGACUAGAUUCGCCGGAAUGAAACAAGAACCCUUUAUUUCAAUUUCAAACGGUGAUUUAACGCAGAUAUCGGAAUUUACGGAGCAUAGUGUUGAUUAUACACUUGGAAUCUGAGUCAUUAAUAACUUGUCUUAUUGAAAUCCUGGUGUUUGGUUUUGGUCCUAUGAUACAGUUUUUAAAGGAGAAGAAAUUCGAGCAAGUUAUACCUCCGGCGAAGGUUGAAGAUGCCAAUAAUAUCACGAGCGAAAUAGCUACAAAUGCGUUAAGGAAAGGGGUUAAUUUCUUAUCAGCAUUGCAGGCCAGUGAUGGCCAUUGGCCUGCUGAAAAUGCUGGUCCUUUAUUCUUCCUUCCUCCAUUGGUUUUCUGUCUAUACGUCACUGGACAUCUCCAUGAGAUUUUCACUCAAGACCAUCGUCGAGAGGUCCUUAGAUACAUCUACUGUCACCAGAAUGAAGAUGGUGGGUGGGGAUUACACAUAGAAGGAAACAGCACCAUGUUCUGCACCACACUAAACUACAUUUGCAUGCGCAUACUUGGAGAAGGUCCAAAUGGAGGACCAGGAAACGCGUGCAAACGGGCCAGGGAUUGGAUUCUUGACCAUGGUGGUGCAACAUACAUACCUUCUUGGGGCAAAACUUGGCUUUCGAUACUUGGUGUCUUUGAUUGGUCAGGAAGCAACCCCAUGCCUCCAGAGUUUUGGAUCCUACCUUCCUUUCUUCCAAUACAUCCAGCGAAAAUGUGGUGUUACUGCCGGUUGGUUUACAUGCCAAUGUCUUAUCUUUACGGGAAGAGAUUCGUUGGUCCAAUAAGUCCUCUUAUUCUGCAACUACGCGAAGAAAUUUACUUGCAGCCUUAUGCGAAAAUAAACUGGAAUAGAGCUCGCCAUCUAUGUGCAAAGGAAGAUGCGUACUGUCCUCAUCCACAAAUUCAAGAUGUUAUAUGGAACUGCCUUUACAUCUUCACCGAACCGUUUCUUGCAUGUUGGCCAUUUAACAAGCUGCUAAGGGAAAAAGCUCUUGGGGUGGCAAUGAAACACAUACAUUAUGAAGACGAAAAUAGCCGUUAUAUUACCAUUGGAUGUGUUGAAAAGGCAUUAUGCAUGCUUGCGUGUUGGGUUGAAGACCCUAACGGAAUUCAUUUCAAAAAGCAUCUUUUGAGGAUUUCUGAUUACUUGUGGAUUGCAGAAGAUGGGAUGAAAAUGCAGAGCUUUGGAAGUCAAUUAUGGGAUUCGGGGUUUGCCCUCCAAGCGUUAGUUGCAAGUAAUCUCGUGAACGAAAUCCCAGAUGUACUCAGGAGAGGAUAUGACUUUUUGAAAAAUUCUCAGGUUAGAGAGAACCCUUCGGGUGACUUUACAAACAUGUACCGUCACAUAUCCAAAGGGUCGUGGACUUUCUCUGAUCGAGAUCAUGGAUGGCAAGCUUCCGACUGCACAGCCGAAAGUUUCAAGUGUUGCCUGUUGCUUUCAAUGAUACCACCUGACAUUGUUGGCCCGAAAAUGGAUCCCGAACAGUUAUAUGAGGCUGUUACUAUCUUACUGUCUCUACAGAGUAAAAAUGGAGGUGUAACUGCUUGGGAGCCUGCCCGUGGACAAGAAUGGUUGGAAUUGCUAAACCCUACUGAAGUUUUUGCUGACAUUGUGGUUGAGCACGAGUACAAUGAGUGUACUUCAUCAGCGAUCCAAGCUUUGAUUCUUUUCAAGCAACUAUAUCCGAAUCACAGGACAGAAGAGAUCAACACUUCCAUCAAGAAAGCCGUGCAAUACAUAGAGAGCAUACAAAUGCUUGAUGGUUCAUGGUACGGAAGCUGGGGAGUUUGCUUCACAUACAGUACAUGGUUUGGUCUGGGAGGCCUUGCAGCUGCUGGAAAGACAUACAACAACUGCUUGGCUAUGCGUAAAGGCGUUCAUUUCCUUCUCACAACUCAAAAAGAUAAUGGAGGUUGGGGUGAAAGCUACUUGUCAUGUCCUAAAAAGAGAUACAUUCCAAGUGAAGGAGAGCGGUCAAACUUGGUGCAAACCUCUUGGGCAAUGAUGGGUUUACUUCAUGCUGGACAGGCCGAGCGAGAUCCGUCUCCUCUUCACCGUGCUGCAAAGCUCUUAAUCAACUCUCAACUGGAGAAUGGCGAUUUUCCUCAGCAGGUACUUUUGGAAACAUGAAACAAAGCUAACACAAAAAGCUGCUCAUACAAAAACCUUAGAGAUGCCCUCACGAUGAACCAUAACGACUCAAAUUUUAUCUGGUCCUUUUGCUGCCUAAAAUUUUAACUGGUCCUCGUGAGUUGAUGCUAAAAAAAUGCAUAACGUUUGAAGAGUCAAUAUUGUAUAUUUUACAGGAGAUAACUGGAGCUUUCAUGAAGAACUGCUUGUUACACUACGCAGCAUACAGAAACAUCUUCCCCGUGUGGGCACUCGCAGAGUAUAGGAGACGAGUUCCUUUGCCGUAUGAAAAACCUUCAACAGAGAGAAGAAGUUAGAUCCAUCAGAACGUCUCAAAACUCACAGGUCAUUGACCAUGAUGUAGGAUCAUUAAGUCAUGACCUCUAUUUUGCAAUAAGCUAUUAUUUAUAUGAAGGUGGUUGAGUAUUCUUACUGAAUAAGCAAACUAAUGAUCGUGUAUGAACAUACACAUCUAAUAUUAUAUGUUCAUAUGUAUUAUAUUCAUGUAUUGUAUCAUGAUUCAUGACUAUGUAUGUUCUCAAGUAAUAUAAAUGUAUUAUAUUA
Arabidopsis thaliana (thale cress) is the source of this 2918-nucleotide messenger RNA. It is a transcript of the gene CAMS1, whose product is annotated as camelliol C synthase 1. The transcript has 15 exons. NCBI's taxonomy places the organism in Eukaryota, Viridiplantae, Streptophyta, Magnoliopsida, Brassicales, Brassicaceae. Bases 363 to 2354 code for a protein of 663 amino acids. Gene Ontology annotation, molecular function: camelliol C synthase activity; beta-amyrin synthase activity; intramolecular transferase activity. Gene Ontology annotation, cellular component: lipid droplet. Gene Ontology annotation, biological process: triterpenoid biosynthetic process. The record is from RefSeq and is marked reviewed.